AUGAUGGAAUUAAAUAGAACGCGCAAAGUGCCGCUGCCUGGAGGUCGCCAGGGCGCGUCUGGAGCUGGCGCUGGACGCGGCAGCAUGCGAACCGCCAGCCGAGCGCGAGGUGCUGCACAACCACCCAGCAGCCCCUCGCAUCCAUCAUCCCCACCAGCUGGCUUGGUGUCGGCAGGGUCUUCGCGGGCCCAGCAAUCGGCACCCGCCUCUGGUGGAGUACGCCGCAUGCGUUGGACAACCCAGAUGAACAGCAACGCAUUGCGGGCGUAUUUUAGGGCGAAAGGGGGAGAAACUGGAGGUUUGGCGUAUCGGGCUAGGAUGCAUCGUCUUUUUGCUGAGCUGGAGCCAUCUUUAACCGUCACCGAGCAAAACCUGGCAGACCGAGUUCGGUAUAUCUUGCGCUCAAAUAUAUUUGAUGUCGCCGAACUCGAACGGCUACGACGUGAGGCUGUUCCCUCGUCGGGUGAGAAUGCUGCGGCUGAGGAUGCGGCGCCACAAAUGGUAGAGCAACCCGCAAACGUGGAUGCCGCCGUGAAUACCCCAGUUGUGGUUGAUUCAAGCGAUGAUGGAACAGUCGCCCAGGAACUGGAACUAGAGCAUAUGAGGAGUACAUUGGAAGAGGCGAUUGUGGAAACGCGCAGUACGCCUCUCGAAAAUCGACCGCGACUUCCCCGCAUAGCCCUAAGCAAGCGGAAUCGGGCUGUCGUGAGGGCUCUGAACCCAAUGCUGGUGACCUAUUUGGAAGCCAGCCGGGACCUUUGCGAGACGGACUCAAUUCUUUUUGGCGCCGCGCUGGCAGUCUGCCGUAUUAUAGGCGCCAAGGUUUCCACGGCUGGACGCGCUACUGGCCAUAGUAGCGCUAUCCCAGCAUGGAGAAGAAGAAUUGAGGAACGUAUCGCAAAGGCUAGAGCUCUCAUCGGCAGACUGAUAUGCUUCAGAUCAGGCAACAACAGGCCAAGAAUUGUGCGCACCGUCAGGAUGGCGUUUGCUGGGACAAAUGUCAGUUUGUCCCAGCCGGAUAUAACGCAAAAACUGACGGAGCGCAUAGAUGAUCUGAAGCAGAGAAUCGCUGCUUGGGGAAAGCGGAUUCGGCGAUAUACCGAGAGGUCGACACGGUUCAACCAGAAUCGUCUCUUCCAGAGUGAUCAGAAGAGGCUCUAUGAAUCAUUGGAGCGACCAAUGGUAAGUGGAACGGGUCCAGCACCGAAUCAGGCCGACACUGUAGCAUUCUGGCGCGGCCUGUGGUCAGAGCCCGUAAACCACAGCGAGGGCCCUUGGACGGAAGUGAUGGCGAGUCAGUGUGCGGGUAUUACGCCCAUGGACCCCGUCAUCAUAACGCCGGAUGACGUAGCUGAGGCGGUCCGUAGGGCCCCGAACUGGAAAAGUCCGGGGCUUGACGGGCUGCAUCACUACUGGCUGAAGGGGUUCAUGGUGUGUCACUCUGUGCUCGCCCGACAGUUUCAAGAGGCUCUCAACCAGAAGUCGCUCCCAAGCCUCUUCACUACUGGGAUCACUCAUUUGGUUCCUAUAGACCAGGAUAUUGAAAUGUACCAACUUUUAGAGAAAGGAAUUCGCAGUGGUCUUGCUCAAUGUUCUCUAACAUUCGCGAAUUCCUUUCUCUAA
This is a messenger RNA of Parnassius apollo (apollo), 1623 nucleotides long. The record is from the annotation of a GenBank genome assembly. Lineage: Eukaryota; Metazoa; Arthropoda; Insecta; Lepidoptera; Papilionidae.